AUGCUUUAUGUAAACCGUCUCUUCUGUGCUAUUAUGAUUUCAGAGGUGCGUUUUGCAGUGACAUUGCGAUAUCGUGCAACCUUGCGUUUCCGUUUGUGGGAUAUAAUAAUGGAUGCCAGCAGUUUAUGGGAUGUAAUGGACACUGAUUUGGUUCCUAGAGAUGAGAUUGAGCUGUUGACACGUUACCUUGUUGACUCGUUGAGGAAUGAUGGGUUUAGAAAAAUUGCUGAUAAGUUUGUCAAAGAAGCAAACAUUGAAGAAGUAGGAGAGCUGGAUGGAUCGUACAUGGAAUACCAUGAGAUGUGGAGGGAACGCAAUGGUGCUGGCAUGGAUCUUUGGACUUUUUUUUGUAAUGAGAGGCUUAAGCAAAAGAGACUCAAAGAAAACACUUAUGCUGAUGAUCAAGUUAAUGACAAUGACAUGAUCAUCUCUCCUCCAAAAAGACAAGCAUUAAGCAAGCUGUGCACAUACAUCUUUGAAUACUUUGGUAAAAACAGGCAUUUGGCUGAUAUUUUUGUGAAAAUGGAAGAAACUGAUGCAAAACAGCCACAUGCUGGUCAUUCUGUCGAUGUUUGAGGGAAAAGAAAAGGGCUUUCAUUUUGUUCUUGUUAUGUCUAGAAUUCCUUUUCAAGUUUUUUUUUUUUUUUCUUUUUUUUAAUCUACCAGACUUUUAGACUUUGAGACUGUUCAGAAAUCAAAACCUGUUUAGUCAUGGGUCAUUGUUGUGUUUUGCUUUCUAAAAUCUUCUUCUAUAUUGCCUUUUUUUGUUCCAAGAAACUAAAUCUACACCACUAAUUUCCUUUGGUGAAAAUUCAUG
Messenger RNA from Lactuca virosa, 817 nucleotides. Lineage: Eukaryota; Viridiplantae; Streptophyta; Magnoliopsida; Asterales; Asteraceae. The record is from the annotation of a GenBank genome assembly.